This is a messenger RNA of Anoplopoma fimbria (sablefish), 1604 nucleotides long. It is a transcript of the gene thpo, whose product is annotated as thrombopoietin. Gene Ontology annotation, molecular function: hormone activity; cytokine activity. The transcript has 5 exons. Bases 282 to 803 code for a protein of 173 amino acids. Gene Ontology annotation, biological process: cell population proliferation. Lineage: Eukaryota; Metazoa; Chordata; Actinopteri; Perciformes; Anoplopomatidae. The record is from RefSeq and is a predicted model, not a curated record. Gene Ontology annotation, cellular component: extracellular region.
GGCCCAAUGAGAAGCGAAAUAGUCCAUCUAAUAUCAAUGAAAUGCCUCUUUCGGUCUGUAACAUUUUGUUAUGCUGCGCAGCGGGGAAGUUGGAGCGCAUCCUGCUCUCAGGCUAGAUAACACUCGCACUUCCCACUGCUGAAUGAGAAAGGUGGGAAAUCAAGUGGUGAGAAGACAAAAAGGACACACAGCUCCUCUACAGUGGACACGGGGCCUUUUUUUCACCUGGCACAUUUCUUAAUGGAACAAAUGUCAAUUCCUUGGGAGCGGCCAAGCAGGGCAUGGCUUUAAGCAGACUCCUGCUGCUCUGUGUGGUUGCCUCGAAGGUCUGGGACGCUGAGACCAAACCCAUAGAAUUUGUGUGUAAUAAGAGCGCCAGGAGGGCUUUGAAUAUUGUGGCUGAGAUGGAGAGUGCGCUGAGUGACUGUAAUGGCUCCGCAAACCUCUCCACACCGGUUCAGCUACCAUGUACUGAGCUUCACGUGGCAUCUUGGGAAAACAAAUCACACCAGGACAAGAGAGGAGACAUAGUUGCAUCCUUGAGGCUUCUUCUUGAAGGUGUGAAUGUUGUGAAGGCCCAAUGCCAGCCAGGCUGUGCCGCUUCGCUUCUGCAGAGACUGAAGAACAACAUCAACAACUACCUGCUCAUUCUCACACACCUUCAGCUGAGUGUACGCAGCGGUCACGGGGCCAACGAUGAGUCCAGCACUGUCUUGUGUUCCUCGAAGCACCCACAGUCUGAACACAAUCCUGUCGAACUACAACAGGUUGAUCUCAGGCAAACUGGAGCGGUUCAUGGUUAACCUUAGUGACAGAUGCAUUUCCAAGUGACACAAGAACAACUUCAGGGGACAGUCCGUCACAAACUGGGGGAUGAGUUUAAAAUGGAGCUCCAAUGCAAUAAAAGAGGAAUGAAAAUCCACCAGAGUUAAACCGUUGGAGUGUUCUGGACUCUCUCCUCAGCUUGUUACGUUUCUCAAAUUUCUAACUUGUGAAAAUGUUUUUAUAGUGUGAUGUGUAGACUCUUUGAGAGUAAAAAGAAAAGAUGCACACUUCUUUGUGUUUUGAAUUGAAUGUAUUAAGAGGAACUACAGCUGGAGAAGUAGCGGGAAAGAAAACAGCGAAGAGUCUGCAAUGUUGAGCAUCAUAGACAAAUGAAUGUAUGACAGGAAGGCAAUUUUGGGGAUUAUUCUACAUAAAAUUAGGGAGGCUUUAAAUUGAGUUGAAGGCCCAUAGAACCAAUACAAACCUACAAUCUGCCAAAAGGCAGGUAUCUUUUAUUUGUAAUACUUUGUAGCCUACAGAAGAUACUUACUGAAGAAUAUAGUAGACUGGAAAAGUGUUACUAUGUAUGAAAUUAGUGAGCAAAUUAAGUUAAUUAUCAAUGCUCUUUUACAUCCUAUCUCUGUUUACAUUUUUUUUUCCCACCUUUGCUGUAGAUGUAUAGAUGCUUCUUUUUUUAUUCAGGAAAUCUUUCUUGGGAAUCUUUGUGUAUUUCUGUAUAGCUAUCCAGUCGUUUUUACUACAAUAUAUAUGGAUGUGAAUGCUGUUUAUGUUACAAACCUUUGCAUUAUAAUAAUCAAUAAACUCUGAUUUCUAACAGG